Messenger RNA from Leptosia nina, 1407 nucleotides. Lineage: Eukaryota; Metazoa; Arthropoda; Insecta; Lepidoptera; Pieridae. The record is from the annotation of a GenBank genome assembly.
AUGAGUACCGCCCGUGAGAAUCAGAAGUUUAAGGAGUUAAAUAUAUCGAAGGAAACAUUGAAAGCAGUAAAGAACAUGGGUUUUAGGCAAAUGACCGAUAUACAAAAUGAAGUCAUACCUAAAGCACUAGAUGGAUCCGAUAUUGUUGCUACGGCGAAAACUGGUUCUGGCAAAACUUUGUCAUUUUUAAUACCAGCCAUUGAAAUGGUGACUAAAUUUAAGCAAAAACAAGCAACCUUUUGUAUUAUUGUGUCUCCUACAAGAGAACUUGCAAUACAAACUCAUUCAGUUUUAGAAGAUAUUCUUGGUUUUCAUGAUAACUUAACAUCAGCACUUAUAAUUGGGGGAGAAAAUAGACAAGCGCAAAGUAUUCAACUAUCUAAAGGUGUUCACAUAGUUAUUGCAACUCCUGGGAGACUUUUUGAUCAUAUGCGAACCAAAGAGUUUGAGUAUAAAAAUGUUUGUUGUCUCAUUUUGGAUGAAGCUGAUAAAAUAUUUCAGUAUGGUUUUGAAGAAGACUUGAAACAGAUUAUCAAUAGACUUCCAAAAAAUAGACAGACAAUGUUAUUCAGUGCUACACAUUCAGAAACAACAGAAGCAUUAAUAAAGUCUGCUAUGAAGGAUGAUUUUCAUACCAUCAACACAAAUGAAGAUAAUGACAGAGCAACAGUUGAAGGACUUAAACAAGGGUAUGCAAUAUGUGACACAGAAUAUAGAUUGUUUUGGUUGCAUAAAUUGUUGAAAAAGACCCAAAAUCAGAAAUUAAUGGUAUUUUUUUCAAGUUGUAAAUCAGUAGUGUUUCAUCAUGAAUUUUUAACAAAGUAUUGCAAUAUGUCAGUUCUUUGCAUACAUGGUAAAAUGAACCAAGGAGACAGAACAAGUGUAAUUUCUGAAUUCUACAGAGCUGAUAAAAUGGCUCUUUUCUGCACAGAUUUGGCAGCAAGAGGGUUAGACAUACCUGCUGUAGAUUGGAUUGUGCAGUUUGAUCCUCCUUCUGAUACCAAUGAAUAUAUUCACAGGGUAGGAAGAACUGCAAGAGGACUUGGGGCAGAAGGCAGAGCAGUUUUAUUGCUAAGGCCUGAAGAACUAGAAUUCAUAAGUUAUCUUAAAGAGGCAAAAGUUUUCUUGGACAAAUAUGAGACAUGGGAGAAAUUCAGUAAUCUACAGCCAAAGAUAGAAGAAGCAAUGCUAUAUCCACAAUUUAAUAAGAUGGCUGUAGAAGCAUUUGAGGGUUACAUUAGAGCACUUGAAGUGAAAAAAUUGAAGCAUGUUUUCAAUGUGCUAAGCAUGGAUAUGAGCGCAGUCGCAAAGUCCUUUGGUCUGAAAGAAAAGCCUGAUGUUGAUAUCCGGGUUGGUUUCAACAAGAAACACAGAUCAAGGAAGAGAAAAAUGGCUGCACUUACAUAG